Cyprinodon variegatus (sheepshead minnow) is the source of this 1285-nucleotide messenger RNA. It is a transcript of the gene tbr1b, whose product is annotated as T-box, brain 1. Gene Ontology annotation, biological process: regulation of neuron projection development; cell fate specification; positive regulation of DNA-templated transcription. Lineage: Eukaryota; Metazoa; Chordata; Actinopteri; Cyprinodontiformes; Cyprinodontidae. Gene Ontology annotation, molecular function: DNA-binding transcription factor activity, RNA polymerase II-specific; RNA polymerase II cis-regulatory region sequence-specific DNA binding. The coding region runs from base 38 to 1186 and encodes 382 amino acids. The transcript is spliced from 4 exons. Gene Ontology annotation, cellular component: nucleus. The record is from RefSeq and is a predicted model, not a curated record.
GCAAAAAGCCUGUGAUAUAGGAUGAGCUAAUAGAGCCAUGCAAGUGGAGAAUUGCAUCUCGCUGACGAGUGAAAUCUCAAAGAAAUUUAUGAAUGUGGGCAGUGGCUUUGCGAGCUCCAAUGGAUCAGAGGAGCUAUCGUUGCAGGACCAUCCUAUUAUAUCUGCGAGUGACAACCUGGAGAGAAGUUCACCUCUGAAAAAAAACUCCAGGGAGAUGACGAAUCAGUCAGAGGCAGACAAUUUCCCCGACUCCAAGGACGCGUCGGGGGACGUCCAGAGGGGCAAACUCUCUCCUGAUCUCCACGGAGUCUCUGACAUCCGUCAUAAUUUCGAUGGAUCUGCAGGAGAAAGGUGCAUCUUUUCUCCGUCCGCCCAGCCGCCGUCAGUCUCCGCAGCUCCCACUGCCAUGUUUCCAUAUCCGAGUCAGCAUGGACCGGCGCACCCGGCUUUCUCCAUCGGGAGUCCGAGCCGCUACAUGGCCCAUCAUCCGGUCAUAACUAACGGAGCGUACAACAGCCUUUUAACCAACACCUCUCCGCAAGGCUACCCAACGGCAGGUUACUCUUACGCGCAGCAGUAUGGACACACGUAUCAAGGGGGAGCUUUUUACCAGUUCUCCUCUGCGCAGGCGGGACUGGUACCGGGGAAGGCGCAGGUGUACUUGUGCAACAGGGCCCUGUGGCUGAAGUUUCACAGGCACCAAACGGAGAUGAUCAUCACUAAACAGGGACGGCGAAUGUUUCCAUUUUUAAGCUUCAACAUUUCUGGUCUAGACCCAACCGCUCACUACAAUAUAUUUGUGGAUGUAAUACUCGCCGAUCCGAAUCACUGGCGAUUCCAAGGAGGAAAGUGGGUGCCGUGUGGGAAAGCGGACACAAAUGUCAUAGGGAAUAGAGUUUACAUGCACCCGGACUCACCAAACACCGGUGCGCACUGGAUGCGUCAGGAAAUAUCCUUUGGAAAACUCAAACUCACCAACAACAAAGGUGCCUCCAACAACACAGGCCAGAUGGUGGUCCUCCAGUCCCUCCAUAAGUACCAGCCCAGGCUCCAUGUGGUGGAAGUGAACGAAGAUGGGACAGAGGACACCAGCCAACCGGGCAGAGUUCAGACUUUCACCUUCACGGAGACGCAGUUCAUCGCCGUCACCGCUUACCAAAAUACAGACGUAAGGCUUCUUGUUUGAGGCGAGAUUCAAAUUUAACUGUGGCGCAUCUUAUUUGGUUGCUGUCUUUCUUUCAAAAGGAAAAAAGAGAACAACUUUAAACGAAAAAUAAUAAGAAAA